Messenger RNA from Paramecium pentaurelia, 12977 nucleotides. The record is from the annotation of a GenBank genome assembly. NCBI's taxonomy places the organism in Eukaryota, Ciliophora, Oligohymenophorea, Peniculida, Parameciidae.
AUGAAUUCGAAGGGCAAAAGGACUUUAGGUACAUGUUAUAAAAAAUAUAUGAAAGGUCCAAUUUAAAAAAUUAACAAGCCGUCAAUUGAUUUUGAGUCAGCUCUGAAGGAACAUCGGGAAGUGGAAGAAAAAAUAAAAAUGGAAACUGACACACAAGAUCCAAGGUAUAUAAAGUAACAUAUAUAUAUAAGAAAAUUUGUAAUGAAUCUAUUGAAUGAUCGUGAUAAUUCAUUAAUAAUGGAUAAUUCUCUAACUCAUUCAUAAGUGGCUGUAAAAAAGAAAGUAUUUUUUUGAUAUUUAAUUAAAUAGGUGUACAUACGUUCAAGAUAAGUAAAGAGUUAAGUGCCAUUCAUUUAAGGAUAGACAAAAAACAAUUCCCAAAUAUAAUUUGCAUCUCCUGCAUAAAGUUUAAAGUUUGACUUUGAUUUGAAACCAGAUUUCAUUUCCAAACGAUCAAAUUUUGUUCCAAAGUUUAUAAAUUCAGGAAUAAAUUUUGAUGUAGAAGUAAGAGGAACACUUGGAGAAGAGUUUACUGAAUUUCAGAUGUGUAAUAAAAUAAUUCAAUAAUUUAGAUGACAAUGAUUCAUAACCAGAAGACAUUCCAAAAAAUAAAAAUUUUUCUUAUGGAGGAAGAAUGACAAAUAAAAAAUUAAAAGAAUAUGAUUGUUGGGAUGAAGAUAAGACACCUUAAGAAUGGAUAGAAAUAUGUAAAAAGAGUAAUCCUCCACAUGCAAAAUGUCCUAUGUUUGAUUAAUCAGAUAAAUAUAUUUGGACAGAUGUUGAAGUUUUAGGUUAUGAAAAUGGUAAAUAUGAGGUAAAAAUAUUAAGAUCAAAUAAAAUAAAAAGAAUAGGCAGAUUAUCAUUAUAAUUUAAUUAAGAAGAUCCUGUUAAAUUUGAAUAAAGAGUUGAAUUAUGUAAAUAAAGAUAAAAGAAUGCUGAUGAUGAAUUUAGAUUCUUAAAAUAUGUGGAUUCUUUACCUGAUUCUAUGACAUCAACUUUAUCUCUUGAAAUGUAGAAAAAGAUUGAAGAAUAUACAGUAUUUAGAGAUUUGUAAUAUCUAACAAAAGAAGAUCCAAGUAAGAUAGCUCCAGGAUUCCCAUAGAUUUAAAAUUUCAAAGAUGAUUUGAAAUAAAUGAUUACAGAUCCAGAAAUUAGAAGAAAACAAAUGUAAAAUCUUGAUUUGCUUAAAAAAGAUUUAGUAAAAUAAGUUUAAAAAGAAUAUAUUAUGCUUAUGAAGAAAUGUUCAAUACUAAAAGAUAUGGAAGUUAAUAAGAAUGAUAUUAAAUGGAUUUAAUUAAGAAUUAAGAAUAGAUUUGAAUAAACUAAAAAACCAUAUUUUGGAUUAACUAAAUAAUUUGCAAAUGAUACUAAAAUUCUUAGUUUUGAAUCUUUAGGAUAAUAGAUAUAAAAACAAGUGAAAGUUCAAGAUAAUUGGACAUUUGUUGCAAUCAGAUAAAAUAUAUCUCAAUUACAUUAUUCCAAAUUUACUGUUGUUGUUAAUACUUUAAAUGCUUUAACAGCAAGAUCAUAAUUAUAUUAGAAUUUCCCACUUUUAAAUGUAUUGCUUAAUUAUUAAUCAUUACCAAUGACUUUAUCUAAUUUUGAAAGUUAACAAAAAUAACAUAAUAUCUAAGGAAGAUAAACUUUAUAAGUAUAAUGGCGUAGUACUAUUGUUGGAGAUAUAUAAGAUAAAUUAAGAGAAAAAUAUAGAUUUUAUUAAACUGAAACUGAAGAUUAUUUGGAUAGUGAAUUGUAAAAAUUACUUAUUAGAAUUGAUUAUAUGUUUACUAAUUAUAUUAGAGAAAAUGUUGUUAGAUAAACUUGUUAAUCAUGGAUUGAUUUUUUAAAGAAAUUCACAACUCCAAAAGAAGGAGAAUAAUGGAAGAUUAAUGAUUAUCCAUUAUUAAUAUUAAAUCUUGAAGUUAAUCUCAAUUUCAAGAAAAGUAAAAAGAAUGAUAAAAAAACUAAAUAAGAUGAUAGUACACCUUUAUUUGAAGAAGAUCCAAAUAGUGCUAUUUAUUUUUCUCCUAAUUUCUCAGCAAUUUAAUAAGGUUUGUUAAAGCCAAUUGAUCUAUUAUUAGAAUCAGUAAAUUCAUUUAAUAGACUUGAAAAAGAUUUGGUUCCAUUAGUUGAUAUUGAUUAGAAAAAAGAGGUUAAGGGAAGAUUGAGAGCUUAUGAAAUUGAAAAUGAUAAGGAUUAAAUUUGGAUUAAAUGGGCUAAAGAUAAGGUUUUAGAAUAUUUAGAGAUUGGUUAUUAAAAACCAAAUUAAAUGUUAUAAAAAUUCAGAGAAUUUAGUUUCUUAUUAGAAAAAUCAGUUCAAAGUGUUUUAAAAAGUUUAUUUGGAGAUAUAUCAAAAAAACCAAUUAUAACUUAAUUGGAUAAAGAUGAAAUAUAAAAAAAAUUAUCUGAUUUUAUUAAUGCUAAAUUUUAAAUACAAAGAUUAUGUUUGGAUGAAAAGAAUGAAUAAUUUUUUUAAAUAAGAACUAGAAUAGCUAAAGAAAAUUUGAUAUCAAAAGCUAAUGAAUUUAUCACAUCUAUUUUAAAAUAAUGUUCAGAUAUAGUAACAGAUAAUAUAACUCGUUUAAGUUAAGAAUAUAGUGAUAUGAGUGAGAGAAUUACAAAAUAACCAAAAAAUGAAGCUGAAUUAAUUGAAUUAAAAUCUUAUAUUGCAGAACAUGAAGUUAAUUUGGCAAAAAAGAAAUAAGAAGUUGAUUGUAUAUAUGAUUAUUUGACCAUGUUUGAAAAUAUGAGUCAUAAUUUUGAAGAUAAAAAUCUUUAUGAAUUUUGGUAUUUAUAUAGUUUUCCUCCUGAAAUUAAAAAUCAUGUAAUUGAAGGUUAGAGAAAGGCUAAUUUAUAAGAGUAAAAGUUUAUGGAAAAUUUAGAUAAUGAGAAAGAUAAAUUUUAAGGAGAAUUAAAAGAAUUAACAUAAUUAUUUUUAACCGUAUAGAAAUUUGAUGACUAUUCAAGAGUUAAAGAUUUUGCUAAUGAUGUUGUAUCACUUAAUGAUCGUUUCUAAAAUGCAUAAAAAAAAGUAGAAUCUUUUAAUGAAAGAGAAAUAUUAUUCAAAUAAUAACCAUCAGUAUAUGAAGAUUUGAAUUAAUUGAUUAAAGAUUUCACUAUUUAUUUUAAUUUGUGGACUAAUGCUAUAGAAUUUGAAUAUGAUAGAAGUGAUUGGUGUACAGGAUCAUUUUUAAAACUUAAUUUUACUGAAAUUGAAAAUAAAGUAAGAACAAACUAAAGGAAUGCAAAUUUAUUAAUAAAAGCUUUUUCAGAUGCAUAAGAUGAUAUUGCAGUAGAAGUAGCACGUAAAUUAAAAGGUUAAGUUGAUGAGUUUAAAGAGAAGUUAUGGUUAAUUGAAUUAUUGACUACAGAAGCAAUGAAGACUAAAUUAAAUAUGUGGAAAGAUAUAUGGAAAGUUGCUGGUGUUUAAGAUUAAGAAACAAAUGAUGAUUUAUCAUUAGAUGCCUUAGUUUCUCAUGGUUUAAUGAAUUAUAGAAAUGAAAUAGAAGAAGUAUCAAGGAGAGCUGAAAAGUAAUGGUAAAUUGAAAAAAAUCUAAAUUCAAUUCAAGAAAAGCUUAAAGAUUAAAAAGUAGAAAUGAUUCCAUACAAAAAGACAGGAACAUUUGUAUUGAAAUCAUUAGAAGAAGUUAUUUAAUGUUUUGAUGAUUAAUUCAAUAUUUUAUUGAUGUUAAAGGCAUAACCAUAAAUUAAAGCUGUUUUACAUAAAGCAUAAGCUUUAGAAUAAAAGAUAGUAUUAAUUUAAGAUACAUUGGAUGGUUGGAUAAAAUGUUAAAGAGGAUGGAUGUAUUUGGAACCUAUUUUUACAUCAGAUGAUAUUAAGAAGAAAAUGCCAUAAGAAACUUUAAAGUUUUAAAAGGUUGAUUCUCAUUGGAAAACUGUAAUGGAAUAAUUUAGCAAAGAACCUAAUCUUUGGGAUGGAGUAGAUAGUGAUAAGAUGAAAAAUGAAUUUGAUUAAGAUAAUAAAGCUUUGGAUUAGAUUUAGAAAUCUUUAAGUGAAUAUUUGGAAACAAAACGUAAUUCAUUUCCAAGAUUUUAUUUCCUAUCAGAUGAAGAAUUAUUAGAAAUAUUGGCAUAAACUAAGGAUCCAGAAACAGUAUAAAAACAUAUUAAUAAAUGUUUUGAAGCAAUCAAUUUAUUAGAAUUUGUUAAUGGAUAGGAAGUAGUAGCAAUGAUUUCAGCAGAAAAAGAAAAAGUACAAUUUUCAAAAGGAAUUAAUGUUAAUGAAGGCGAAAAGAAAGGUAAUGUAGAAAAAUGGUUAUGUGAAAUUGAAUCUGUUAUGAUAGAUACAUUAAAGAAAAUUAUGAAAGCCUCACAUUUGGAUAAUGAUACAAAGAGAGUUAUUUGGGUUAGAAAAUGGCCUGCUUAAAUUGUAUUGGCAGUAAAUAUGAUCAGAUGGACUAGAGGUAGUGAAUUAGCUAUAAAUGAUAAAGAAAAUUAAUAAGGAGGAUUGGCAGGAUUUUUAUAACAAUUACUUAAUGAACUAAGAGAUAUUGUAGAUUUGGUUAGAUAAGAUUUAUCUCCAUUAGAGAGAUUAACUCUAGGUGCACUUGUUGUUUUAGAUGUACAUGCUAGAGAUGUUAUUAGAUAAUUAGUAAAGAUUGGUUGUAAUGAUAUUAAUAAUUUCUAAUGGAUGGCUUAAUUAAGAUAUUAUUGGACUGAAUAAUUGAUGAAAUGCAAUGUUAAAAUGAUAAAUGCUGACUUAUUAUAUGGAUAUGAAUAUUUGGGUAAUAGUAUGAGAUUGGUCAUUACACCUUUAACUGAUAGAUGUUAUCGUACAUUGAUGGGUGCAUUCCAUUUAUAGUAUGGUGGUGCACCAGAAGGUCCAGCAGGAACAGGAAAAACAGAAACUGUUAAAGAUUUAGCUAAAGCAUUGGCAGUACAAUGUGUUGUGUUUAAUUGUUCUGAUGGUUUGAACUAUUUAGCUAUGAGUAAAUUCUUUAAAGGAUUGGCAAGUUCAGGAGCUUGGUGUUGUUUUGAUGAAUUCAAUCGUAUAGAUUUAGAAGUGCUCUCAGUUAUUGCUUAAUAAGUGCUUACUAUUUAGGAUGCUAUUAGACAGAAAAGACCAGAAUUUGAAUUUGAAGGCACUUUAAUAAAAUUGAUUCUUUCUUGUGCCAUUAAUAUUACAAUGAAUCCAGGAUAUGCAGGUAGAUCUGAUUUACCAGAUAACUUAAAAGCUCUAUUUAGACCAUGUGCUAUGAUGGUUCCAGAUUAUGCAUUGAUUUCAGAAAUUUAUUUAGCAUCUGUAGGAUUUUAAGAUGCAAAUAAUUUAGCACGUAAAAUUGUAGCAUCUUUAAGAUUAUCAUCUGAAUAACUAUCAUCUUAAGAUCAUUAUGAUUUCGGUAUGAGAGCUUUAAAAGCUAUUUUGACAGCUGCAGGUAAUUUAAAAAGAGUUAUGAAUGAUAUUGAAGAUAUCAUAUGUUUAAGAGCUCUUAUGGAUGUCAAUAUUCCAAAAUUCACAAUAAAUGAUGUUCCUUUAUUUAAUUCAAUUACAUCUGAUCUAUUUCCAGGAAUCAAAUUACCUGAAUAAGAUUAUGGUGCUUUGGAAACAGCACUUAAAACUACAGCUUAAGAAAUUAAUAUUCAAGCAGAAAAAGGAUUCAUUGAAAAGUGUAUUCAAUUAUUUGAUACUAUAAAUGUUAGACAUGGUUUAAUGAUUGUAGGAUAAGCAUUUGCAGGUAAAUCCAAAGUUUUGGAAUGUUUAGCUAAAGCCAUGUCAUCAUUAAAUAAAGUAUAAUCUUUUGUGAAUGUUGCUGUUAUCAAACUUAAUCCAAAAUCUAUUACUUCAGAUCAAUUAUAUGGUAAAUUGGAUCCAGAUACAAAGUCAUGGACUGAUGGAGUCAUAGCUAUUAUAAUGAGAUAGUGUGCAUAAGAUUCAGAAGUUGAAGAAAGAAAAUGGGUUGUAUUUGAUGGUCCUGUUGAUGCAGUUUGGAUUGAAAAUAUGAAUACUGUAUUGGAUGAUAAUAAAAAGUUAUGUUUGACAUCUGGUGAAAUCAUAAAGAUGACAAAUUGGAUGACAAUGAUGUUUGAAGUUGAAGAUCUAGCUGUUGCAUCACCUGCUACUGUUAGUAGAUGUGGUAUGGUCUUUUUAGAAACACAAUAAAUAGGAUGGUAUGCAUUAGUAAAAUCAUAUAUACAAACAAUUCCUGAAAAAUUUAUAGAACAUCAUUAUUUAGAUGAAAUAUUAAGAGUUAUUAUUGAUUGUAGUUAGGAAUGGUUAAGAAAGAAUGGUAAAUUCCCUAUUUAUAAGAGUGAAAUGACUUUGGUGAAAAAUAUGUUACUCAUACUCCAAACUUAUUUACAAGAAUGGACAGAUAUGGAUGAAAAAGCUUAAUAAAAAUAAAUUAAUCAUAAUGAAAUUAAGGAUGUUAUUUCAAAGGCUAUUCUAUUUUCUUGUGUUUGGAGUUUCGGAGCAGCUAUAGAUGAAGUAUGUAGAAAAUAAUUUAAUUAAUUUUUGAUUAAAUUGAUUUCUGCUGAAGAUGUACAUGAAACAUUUAACUUACAAUUAUAAUAUAAGUUUUCACCCAUUACUAUUAAUGCUAAAUUGCCAGAUAAAGCUAAUCUUUUUGAUAUGGUGUAUGAUAGAAAUAAAAAUAAUUUCAUUAGUUGGACUUAAACAUAACCUCCAUUUGUCAUUCCAAAAGGAUGUGAUUAUCAUGAUUUACUUAUUCCCACUAGUGAUUCUAUUAGAAAUAAUUACUUCUUGCAUUUAUGUGUAAGAAAUAAGAUACAUUUAUUAGUAUCAGGACCAACUGGUACUGGUAAGACAUCUAACAUUGUUAGUGAAAUCAAUAAAAAUUAUUUUAAUACAGAAUAUACUAAUUUGAUAACUGCUUUUUCAGGAUAAACUUUAGUUAAUUAAGUUCAAAAAACAAUAGAAGCAAAGGUUAAUUCAAGAAGAAGAAAGGGAUAUUUUGGACCUGAAGAAGGAAAGAAAUAUAUUGUGAUUUUUAUUGAUGAUUUGAAUAUGCCAGCCAAAGAAAAGUAUGGUGCAUAACCUCCAAUAGAAUUAUUAAGAUAAUGGAUGGAUACUGGAGGAUGGUAUGAUUUAGAAACUAAGGAACAAAAAUUCCUUUAAGGAAUUACUUUUAUUGCUAGUAUGUUACCACCAACAGGAGGAAGGAAUGUAGUUAGUAUGAGAUAUUUAAGACACUAUGUUUUAUUGUAUGUUGAACCUUUUGAAGGAGAUUCAUUACAACGUAUAUUUUAAAAUGUGUUGGAAUGGUAUUAUGCAAGAUAGACUAAUCCAUUUAUGAAAUCAAUUACAAAUCUUAGAGAUUCAACUGUUAAUGCAACUCUUGAUAUUUAUUAAUUAAUCUAAACUUGUAAGGAACUCUUACCAACUCCAGCUAAAUCACAUUAUAUAUAUAAUCUUAGAGAUAUUAGCAAAGUGUUUUAAGGAAUUUCUAAAGGAAUUAUAAAAUCUUUCAGAGAUGAAAAUGAUUUUAUAAAAUUAUGGGCACAUGAAUGUCAACGAGUAUUUUAGGAUAGAUUAAUUAAUGAAGAUGAUCAAGGAACUUUUGAUAAGAUUUUAAAGGAAACUAUAUUCAAACAUUUCAAACGAGAUUGGAAAUAAUUAGUUUAAAUAGAGCCACUUUUAUGGGCAUCAUUUGUUCCUACUCUCUAUCCUGAUGAUGAUAGAACAAAGAGACCAUUAACAGAUAUCUAUUGUGAAUUAACAGAUAGAGAAACUCUUAAGAAAGUAUGUCAAGAAUAAUUAAAUGAAUAUAAUUCCUAAUAUACAAGUAAUAGAAUGGAAUUAGUGUUAUUUAUGAAUGCAAUCUAACAUGUACUUAAGAUAGUACGUGUGGUUAAUACAACAUUUGGUCAUGCUUUAUUAGUUGGUGUAGGAGGUUCUGGAAGAAAGAGUUUGGCUUAAUUAGCUUCAUUUAUUGCAUUCCAAAAUGAAACAUUAUAAGUUGAUUCAAGAAAUUGGAUAGAAGAAUUAUAGAAGGUAAUGAAGAUGGGAGGAAUAGAUUAAAAAGAAUUUGUGUUUAUGUAUUCAGAUACUUAGAUAAUAAAAGAAUCAAUGGUAGAGGAUAUUUGUAAUAUCUUAAAUAAUGGUGAAGUACCAAAUUUAUUCCCUCCUGAAGAGAAAAGUAAAAUCAUUGAAGAAAUGAGUAGUUAUACAUCUGGAACUCCAAAUGAGAAAUAUGGUUAUUUUGUAAAGUAAUGUAAAAAGAAUUUACAUCUUGUAAUUUGCAUGUCUCCAGUUGGAGAAGCAUUUAGAAGAAGAUUACGUACUUUUCCUGCUUUGGUUAAUUGUACAACAAUCGAUUGGUUUUUGCCAUGGCCAGAAGAAGCUCUUAGAUCAACUGCUGAUGCUGUAUUUACAAGAGAUAUGAACAUUGUUGAUACUAAAUUGAGAUUAGGUUUAGUAGAUAUAGCAGUUGAUAUGUAAAUUAGAGUAUCUGAUUUAACCAAAAGAUAUUAUAAUGAAUUGAGAAGAUAUUAUUAUGUUACACCAACAUCUUAUUUGGAAUUACUAAACACAUUUAAAAGAUUGAAAUCAGAUAGAGAUUAAAAUAUGUCCAAAAUGAUAUCCCGUUAUGAAGCAGGUGUAGAUAAGAUUAUCAUUACAGAAAGUGAAGUAAGCAAAAUGUAAAAGGAAUUGGAAGAUUUACAACCAAAAUUGGAAUAAGCUACAAAGGAUAAUAGUAUAAUGUUGAUUAAUUUGUAAAAGAAAUAAAAAGAAGCUGAUGCAAGAAAGUAAGUAUGUUAAUAAGAAGAGAAAGAUUGUAAUGUACAAAGAGAUGCAGCAAAUGCUUUAAGAAAUGAUUGUUAAAAUGAUCUAGAUAAAGUGUUACCUAUCUUAGCUUAAGCUGCUGAAGCAUUAGAAAAGAUUGAUAAAAAUGAUAUGGUACAAUUGAAAUCAUUUCCUAAACCUCCUCCUUCUGCUGCUAUUGUCAUGGAAGGUUUAUGUUACAUCUUUUAAGAAGAUUAAAAUGUUCCAUGGAAACCAAAGGAACCUGGUUCAAUGGAAAAAGUAUAAGAUUUUUGGGAAUAUUCUAAAAAGAAUCUUUUGAAUGAUAAAUUGAUUAAAAGAAUUAAAGAUUUCAGAGAUGAUUCAAUUAGAUAAAUUCCUUAAGUUAAGAUCAAUAAAUUAAAAGCAUUUUCAUAAAAUCCAUUAUUUUAAAAGGAUAAAGUAUUUAAUGCAUCUGUUGCAGCAGGUAAUCUAAGUUUAUGGGUACGUGCUGUUGUAGAAACCUAUGAUGCAUUAUUAGUUGUUGAUCCAAAAAGAUAAUAAUUAUUGGAAGCUGAAUCAAAAUUAAAGGAAGCUGAAGAAACUCUUAGAGUAAAACAAGAAGCAUUAUAAGAAGUGCUUGAUAUGUUGGCAAAAUUAGAAGCUGAAUAUAAUAAGGCUAAAUAGGAAAAAGAAGAUUUAGAAGCAAAAGUUAAUAAGUGUAAAAUUUAAUUGAGUAGAGCUGAGAAAUUAAUUACUGAAUUAGGAGGUGAGAAGGAGAGUUGGAAAAAGAAAGCUGCUGAUUUUAGAGUUGAUUCUAAAACAAUUGUUGGUGAUUGUAUAUUAUCAUCAGGAAUUGUGGCAUAUUUAGGAGCAUUUCCAAUUGCCUAUAGAGAUGAUACAAUAAAAAUAUGGUAGAAUUUAUUAGAAAAAUUAAAAAUUGAAUUUGAUCCUGAAUUUUCAUUACAAAAGAUUUUAUGUGAUCCAAUAACAAUGGGAUAAUGGACAAAUGUUUAAAAAUUACCAAAUGAUUCUUUCUCAAUUGAUAAUGCUAUUAUUUUGAAAAAUUCAACUAGAUGGCCAUUAAUGAUUGAUCCUUAAACUUAAGCUAAUACAUGGGUUAAACAUAUGGAAGCCUAACAAUUAGUUAUUGCGAGACCUACAUAAUCUUAAAAUGUAUUAUCAAAAACUUUGGAAAGUGCUAUAUAAUUUGGUUAGAGUGUAUUGUUAGAAAAUGUAGGUGAAACUAUUGAUGCUAUUUUUGAAUCUAUUCUAUAACAAAAGAUAAUUAAAUAAGGUUCAGCUUACAAGUUGAAAUUUGGAGAUAAAAUGAUUGAUUAUUCCAAAGAUUUUAAGUUUUACAUGACUACUAAAUUGGCUAGACCUCAUUAUCCACCUGAAAUUUGUGUUAAAGUUACAAUGCUUAAUUUCUAAGUUACUUAGGAAGGUUUGGAAGAUUAAAUGUUGAAUAUUGUUGUUAAAAUUGAAGAACCUGCAAAAGAUGAAUAAAGAUAAAGAAAUAUUAAAGAAUUCUUUGAAAAUAAAAAUAAAUAAAAAAUGACAGAAGAUAAUAUUUUGUAAUUAUUGCAAGAUUCAAAAGGAAAUUUAUUGGAUGAUGAAGUAUUGAUUGAUACUCUGUAGAGAUCGAAAGCAGAAUCAAUAACAAUUUAAGAUAAAUUAAAAAAAUAAGAAUAGGAUAGGGAACAAUUUAAUUAAAUUCGUAAUUUCUACAAAGAAGUUGCAAAGAGAGUUGCAAAUUUGUAUUUCGUUGUUUUGGAUUUAUCAUUAAUUGAACCUACUUAUUAAUGGUCUUUAGAAUUCUAUAUUAUAUUAUUUGAGAGAGCCAUUAGAGAAUCAAUUUAAGGAAAGGAGAAUAGAAGCAAAAAUAUCAUAGAUAAAUUUUAGAUAUCUUUAUAUGAAAGUAUUUGUAGAUCUCUUUUGGAGAAGGAUAAAUUGAUAUUUUCAUUUUUGAUGACAAUGAAAGUGAUGUAAAGUGAAGGAAAGAUUAGUCCAUAAGAAAUACGUUUUACAAUGGUUGGUGGAACAUAUACAGAUUCCACAUAUCCAUAACCAUAACCAGAAUGGAUAUCUAGAAAGAUGUGGUGUUUAGUAACUGAAGCAGCUGAUACUCUACCAUUUUUCAAAGGAUUCCCAGAAUCAUUCUCUAAAAAUUUAGCUGUUUGGCAAGAAAUCUAUGAUAGUAGUGAACCAUAAACUUAAUAAUUACCAGAACCUUGGCAUUCAUAAUUAUCUGCUUUUUAAAAAUUGAUUGUUUUACGUAUCAUAAGACCGGAUAAAUUUGCAAACGCUACUUAGAAUCUUAUUAUUACAGAAAUGGGCAAAUAAUUUAUGGAUCCUCCUCCAUUCAAUUUAGAAUAUGCAUACAGAGAUGCUGAUGCUUAUACUCCUCUAAUAUUUAUAUUGUCUCCAGGUGCUGAUCCUCGUUUAGAAAUAUCAGCAUUAGCUGAUCGUUUAGGAUUUAGAUAGAAUUUCAUCACACUCUCUUUGGGAUAAGGUUAAGGAGAAAUUGCCACAAAUGCUAUAAAAGGAGCUGUUAAAGAUGGAAAAUGGGUUUUAUUAUAAAAUUGUCAUCUUGCACCAUCAUUUAUGCCUGAAUUAGAAAGAAUACAUGAAUAAGAAAUAUGUGCAAAACCUGCAUAAGAAGUAAAUUCUGAUUUUAGAAUUUGGUUGACUUCCAUGCCAUCAAAUGUAUUUCCAGUAACUCUAUUAAUGAGAGGUAUAAAGAUGACAUAUGAACCACCAAGAGGUUUAAAAAAUAAUAUGUUGAGAAACUUUUCUUCAAUUGAUGCAAAGAAUUUUGAAUUAUGUAAGAAGCCAGUUGAAUGGAAAAAACUAUUUUUCGGUUUGAAUUUCUUCCAUGCAGUUUGUUUAGAACGUCGUAAAUAUGGACCUCUUGGAUGGAAUAUUCCUUAUGAAUUUACAUCAGCAGAUUUAGCCAUAUCUGUAUCUUAAUUGAAAAAUUUCCUUGAUACAUUUGAAGAUAUUCCAUGGGAAGCUCUUAAUUAUAUGGUUGCUGAAGCUAAUUAUGGAGGUAGAGUCACAGAUCCCAAAGAUAGAAGAUUAAUUGCCAUUCUACUUAAAUAAUUUUACACAACUGAUGUAUUGUAGAUAGAUAAACAUAAAUUAAGUCCAAGUGGUAUUUAUUAUGUUCCUCCAAAUGGAGUAUUAGAAGAUUAUAAAGAAUAUAUAAGAAAUCUACCAUUAAAUGAUUUGACUGAAGUAUUUGGACUACAUGAUAAUGCAGAAAUAUCAUCAGCAAUUAUUGAAACAAAUUUCAUUACAUCAACUAUAUUAUCAUUAUUGCCUAGAUCAACAGGAGGUGCUGGUAUUUCAGCUGAAGAUCUAAUCAAAGAGAAAUGUAAAUAAAUUUUAAUGAAAUUACCUAAAUAAUUUAAUGUUGAGGAUGCUGCUCGUAAACAUCCUGUUUAAUAUAAUUAGAGUAUGAAUACAGUCUUACAACAAGAAUUAAUUAGAUUCAAUAAAUUAUUAUAAGCUGUUACAUAAUCUCUGAUUGAUUUGGGUAAGGCUAUUGAUGGUUUGGUUGUAAUGAGUGCAGAUCUAGAAUAAGUUUUUAAUAAAGUGUUUGAUAAUCAAGUUCCAGAUGUAUGGCAUAAGGUGGCUUAUCCAUCACUUAAACCACUAGGAUCAUGGAUUAAUGACUUUAUUGAUAGAUUGCAUUUUAUGUAAUUGUGGAUUGAAAAUGGAGCACCACCAACCUUCUGGGUAUCUGGUUUCUUCUUUACUUAAUCAUUUUUGACUGGCACACUCCAGAAUUUUGCUCGAAAAGUAUUUAUUUAGUUAAUAUAUAUUUUAGUACUAAAUACCUAUUGAUACACUCUCCUUUGAAUUUAUAGUGAUUCCUCCUUCAUCUCAAGAAUAUGAUCUUACAAAACCACCUGAUGAUGGUUGUUACAUCUAUGGUUUAUUCUUAGAUGGUGCUCGAUGGGAUGAGGAAAAUAGAUGUCUCAAUGAAAGUUUACCAAAAAUACUUUAAUAUAAGGUGCCAUACUUAUGGCUAUUACCAAGUGAAGAGAAGAAGGAUUGGGAAGCUGAUGUUUCUGUAUAAAAAAUGAAUUUAUAUCUAGGUUUAUGAAUGCCCAGUGUAUAAGACAUCUAGAAGAGCUGGUACUCUAUCUACAACAGGUCACUCCACUAACUUUGUUAUUUCUAUAUAUUUACCUAUUUCACCAGAUCAUCAUCCAUAUCAUUGGGUUAAAAGAGGAGUAGCCAUGUUAUGUUAAACUGAUGAUUGAUU